AUGGACCUCAACAGCACUGAGUCCUUGGUGUUCAUCAAUACUUCAUUCCCCCUCCUGCCUGUCAUAGCCAGUCCCACUAACAGGAGUGGCAUGGAAGCAUAUCUUCAGAGACUGGCUCAUUUAGACGAGGGCCUCUACAACGACUUCUACGGCUUCUGGAUCGCACUCAUGGUCAUAAACUCUCUUAUAUUCCUGAUGGGCAUGGUGCUCAACGUGGUCGCACUGUAUGUGUUCUGUUUCCGCACCAAGCAGAAGACCACCUCCGUGAUCUACACCAUCAACCUGGCGGUGACGGACCUCCUGGUGAAUCUCUCACUGCCCACUCGCAUCCUGCUCUACUACAGCGGAGGAGCCUGUCUCACCUGCUCCUACCUGCACAUCUUCAGCUACUUCGUCAACAUGUACUGCAGCAUCUUGUUUCUCACCUGCAUAUGUGUCGACCGCUACCUUGCCAUCGUCCAGGUUGAAGCUUCCCGUCGGUGGAGGAACUCCACCGUGGCCAAAUGUGUGUGUGUCUCUGUCUGGCUUUUUGCCAUUGUGGUCACCUACUCCUUCCUCUCCACCGCUUUCCAGCACACGGGCUGCUGCCUGUCCAAGCUCCUCUUUCUCACCAUCAUGGAGUUCUUCCUACCCCUCGUCAUCAUCGUGGUCUUCACCGUGAGGAUCAUGUGGGCCCUUGCCGACCGUCGUUUGAUGCAGCAGAGCAGGGAGAGGAGGAGGAGGGCCGUCCAGCUGCUGACCACAGUGCUGAUCAUCUUCACCGUGUGCUUCACACCCUUCCACAUUAGACAGGUGGUGGUGUACUUCUACCCUGACAUGCCUCAUCAUGUCAUUGUCUAUCACUUAACCGUCACUCUCAGCAGUUUGAAUAGCUGCAUGGAUCCUGUCGUCUACUGCUUCGUUACAAAUAAUUUCCAAGCCACGAUGAGACAUCUUUUUCGUCGUGCAGAGCCAGAGCACACCAGCGGCGACAUCAUCAGCAUGCAGCACAGCUCCAAGGCCUCGGGAGCCACGGCCAACGCCAUCGCUAAUAACGUGAUAAUGAUGACCAACAUCCCCGCUCCGCUACAGAGGGACACUCCGGGGAAGAAACACACCGCAUAA
Molecule: messenger RNA, 1104 nt
Organism: Paralichthys olivaceus (Japanese flounder)
Lineage: Eukaryota; Metazoa; Chordata; Actinopteri; Pleuronectiformes; Paralichthyidae
Gene: gpr20
Product: G protein-coupled receptor 20
Biological process (GO): phospholipase C-activating G protein-coupled receptor signaling pathway; positive regulation of Rho protein signal transduction
Cellular component (GO): plasma membrane
Molecular function (GO): G protein-coupled receptor activity
Source: RefSeq, a predicted model, not a curated record